Molecule: messenger RNA, 4319 nt
Organism: Meleagris gallopavo (turkey)
Lineage: Eukaryota; Metazoa; Chordata; Aves; Galliformes; Phasianidae
Gene: TRPV3
Product: transient receptor potential cation channel subfamily V member 3
Biological process (GO): osmosensory signaling pathway; actin filament organization; calcium ion import across plasma membrane
Cellular component (GO): cilium; plasma membrane
Molecular function (GO): protein binding; calcium channel activity
Source: RefSeq, a predicted model, not a curated record
ACUUUUCAAUGCAAUAUGUUCAACAGUUCACAUUUUUUUCUGGAGAUUGAAGGUUUUGAAGGCAAUGCAACUCCAAAUAAUACAUCUCCCCCUGUGUUUUCAAAACCAAUGGAUUCGAAUAUUCGUCCAUGUGCAUCUGCAAAUGGGGAAGACAUGGAUUCCCCACAGUCUCUUCAGGAUGAUGUGACUGAAUAUAGUCCUAAUGUAGACAGUUGUUGUGCUAACAUAGCACAAGGACCUGAGCAGACAAGAGCCCCAAAGAAGCUGAAGAAAUACCUGUUUCGGGCAGUAUCUGAGGGGAAUAUUGAAGAACUGCAAGGUCUGCUUGCAGAGCUGAAGGAGAGAUCAAAUGUUUGUAGAAACACGACUGUGCCAGAUUAUCUAAUGAAAAAAUUCACAGCUUCAGAUACUGGGAAAACUUGUCUGAUGAAAGCUCUACUGAACAUAAACAACAACACAAAUGAGAUAGUGAAUAUACUACUAUCCUUUGCAGAAGAAAAUGGUAUUUUGGAGAGGUUUAUCAAUGCAGCAUACACAGAAGAGGCAUAUAAAGGCCAGACAGCUCUAAAUAUUGCCAUUGAAAGAAGACAGUUUGAAAUCACUCAGACUCUUAUAGAAAAAGGAGCUGAUGUCAAUGCUCACGCCCAGGGUAUUUUCUUUAAUCCCAAAUAUAAACAUGAAGGCUUUUAUUUUGGUGAAACUGCACUGGCUUUAGCUGCAUGUACCAAUCAGCCAGAUAUAAUUGAGCUGUUAAUGGACAACACCAGGACCAACAUUGCUUCUCAGGAUUCCAGAGGGAAUAAUAUCCUACACGCAUUAGUUACUGUUGCAGAGGACUUUAAAACUCAGAAUGACUUUGUAAUCAGAAUGUACGAUAUGAUUUUGUUGAAAAGUAAAGACAGAAAUUUGGAAAAAGUGAAGAACAAGGAGGGUUUAACACCACUACAAUUAGCUGCAAAAACUGGGAAGUUAGAGGUUCUGAAAUACAUCCUCAGCAGAGAGAUAAGAGAUAAACCCAACAGAAGCCUGUCAAGAAAAUUCACAGACUGGGCUUAUGGUCCCGUCCAAUCUUCUCUUUAUGAUUUGACAGAACUAGAUACCACUGCAGACAAUUCAGUAUUGGAAAUUAUUGUCUACAACACGAAUAUCGGUAAUCGUCACGAAAUGCUGACAUUAGAGCCUCUUAAUUCACUCCUGCGAAUGAAAUGGAAGAGAUUUGCACGACACAUGCUUUUUAUGUCAUGUUGCUUUUAUUUUCUGUACAACGUAACUCUGACAUUAGUUUCCUACCACAGGCCUAAUGAAAAUGAAGCUCCACCUUAUCCACUGGCUCUGACACGUGGUGUGGGAUGGCUGCAGUUAUCAGGACAGGUGAUGGUUAUGUUAGGAGCCAUAUUUUUAGCCAUAAAAGAGAGUGUAGCCAUCUUUCUGCUUAGGCCCUCAGACCUGCAGUCAAUUCUUUCUGAUGCGUGGUUCCACUUUGCAUUUUUUAUACAAGCUAUGCUUGUGAUCUUCUCUGUCUUUUUGUACUUGUUUUCCUACAAAGAACACCUCGUGUGUCUUGUUUUGGCAAUGGCCCUGGGAUGGGCUAAUAUGCUCUAUUUCACCAGAGGUUUCCAGUCCAUGGGAAUUUACAGUGUUAUGAUUCAAAAGGUCAUCCUGAACGAUGUGAUAAAAUUUUUAGUUGUCUAUAUCGUGUUUUUGCUGGGAUUUGGCGUAGCUCUUGCUGCAUUGAUUGAAACUUGCCAAAAUGGUGGUGAAUGCCAUUCCAACAGCAGCCUGGGACCUGUUCUGAUGGAUCUUUUUAAGCUCACCUUAGGUCUGGGUGAUCUGGAGAUCCAGCAAAAUUCCAAGUAUCCUGUGCUAUUUCUUCUGCUCCUCAUAACUUAUGUUGUGUUGACUUUUGUCCUUCUCUUGAACAUGCUGAUUGCAUUAAUGGGAGAAACAGUGGAAGAUAUUUCUAAAGAGAGUGAGCACAUCUGGAAACUCCAGAGAGCCAGAACCAUUUUGGAAUUUGAAAAAUUCUUACCAAAAUCUUUGAGGAAAAAAUUCCAACUGGGAGAGAGGUGUAAAGUGGCUGAAAAUGACACAAGAGUCUGCUUAAGGAUUAAUGAAGUGAGAUGGACUGAGUGGAAAACACAUGUUUCGUUUAUUAAUGAAGAUCCAGGGCCAACAGAUCCAAGCAAAGUUCAAGAUAAUUCAAGAACUAAUAGCAAAAACACCUUGAAUACGUUUGAAGAAAUGGAUGAUUUGCCUGAAACUUCUCUUUAGUUGUUCUGUGUUUGAUAUGUAGAUGUUUGGAAAGUUAAAAGCAUCAGCGGCUGAUGUUGGGAGGUUUUUUGUUAUUUUGGACAGCUGUAGCCAGCUGGAGCACAGACAUUCAGUGAUGUGGUCUGGUGACUUGAACCCAUUUAAUCAGGGCAGCUAAGCUACAGUAAAAUGGACUAUUGCUCUGUUCAGUUUUAAGCUUGAAAACUGCUGCUGUCCAAGUUCGUAUGCCUGCUGAAACUUGACUCUAGACUGCUGAAAGAAGUGUCAAAUGUGAGAUACUUCUUCCUUUUGUGGAAAAUUAAGAUCUUUGGGAUCCUGAUCUGCUGUCUGUUGUUUUGGAAUCUUUAACUCCUGGGCAAUAUUUUGUACACUGAAAAAACCUCUUGUCGUAGUGAAAAGAAAGGCAUUUCAAUAGGUCUGCUAAAUGAAGUCUGUUAUUUUGAAAUAGCGACGUUCUGAGAACAUUUGCAACUUUUUGUUUUGCUUGUCAGUGUUAUUGGGGGCUUAUCCUGCAAGCUGCAGAAAGCCUCUGUGUCAAACUGCCUCUUUGGGUCUCCUUAGCUUUGUGAUCUGUCUUCCUGUGUGUGAUGCCUGCAAUGUAACGUGCACUUCACUGAUUUUUAUUCAUUAUUCAUACCUUCCCAUAAAAUGAUGGGGCAGAAACAUAAUUCAUGAUGGGGAAUAUUUGUGAGAGUUUUUUUAAGUCAGUGUUUUUAUUUUUCCAAUUGCUACGUGGCUUUUCCACACUUGUGCAUCUUGUUGUGUAAAAACUACUCUGUUAGAAGAUUUCAGGUUUAAUUAAUUUCUAAUUUCAACUACUUCAGGAAAAUUAGAAUUUCUUCCCACAGAAAGAAAAUAAAUGAAAUACAGUGCAAUUGCAGACUUUUUAUUUUAUUUAUUUAUUUUUAUUCAGAGGACUGUGUAAUGCAUUUCUUUAGCACUCCUUAUUUCAUUACUUGUGAUGGCCUACUAUUAUAAAUUUUUUUGUUGUUGUUGUUUUCAAUUUUAUCUGUGUAUGUCUUAAAAAAUGUGCUCUGUGUACCUUCAGAUUUCAAUUAAUUCACAUCUUCCCUGUCCUGGGUUUUCUUCAUAUGUGUGUUCCUCUGGUGCCUGUUUUAAAGGUGCUACUUAGGAAACACUCAGGUAAAUUCAGUUCUGUUUGAAUGAUAAUGUGAAUUGCAUUGAAUUCUUACAGCUAAGCCUGAAGCGCGCAAACUGACCCCAAAGACUUUCUUAACACAGAAGAGAGCAUGAGUGAACUCUGCAGCAGAAAGGACAGUGCAAAGCAGUUUGCAGGGAUGGUGAACACGGUUCUCUCUACCAACUCAUCUUCUGUAGAUGCCCUAUCCUGUGUUUGCUACCAUGCAUGGCCUGGAUGGAUGGGAUCGAACUGAAAUCUUCAGUUACUUUUUUUAGAGUGCAUAGGAAUUAUAGAGGAAGGACGUUCAUGAGUGCCAAUAGUUUGACCUCCUCAGUAGGAUAUGUGAGUAUGAGAAGAAAAAUCCCUUUCUUCCCGGAAUCUUUCAUCUCUGCUGGUUAAUUUUGCAUUGGAACUCCCAACAAAGAACAUUGCCAUAGGACUACACCAUUCUGCUUGGACUCUUUAAGUGCCAGUUUUUGUACCAAAAAAAUACCUCAUCACAUGUACUCAGGAACCAGGAAGAAAACCUGUCUGCACUGUAUUCCAUAUUGCUACGGAUGGACUUGUCACUGAAAACAGGUUCAGAUGUCUCUGUACUGUACUGAGGUCACUCUGUAGGCACAGCCAUAAACAGAGAAGGCACCAAGAAAUGUAAGGAAUGUUCCUUAACCACAUUCAGGUACAAAGCUAUGUGAUAAAACGGAGGAAGGAGGCAGGGGUUAUUUUAUGUGAAAGUCAUUCAGUGAGGAAAUACCCUGCUUUCUGCCACAGAGUCCUGCCAGAACACACAUCAAGCAUCUCUUAUCUCAAGGCUUCUAUCAAGAACACUAUAAUGACUGCAGCAGAUCAAUCUGUAAUUUUUAUUCAAUAUUUAUCUGAAUAUAAAGAAAUAAAACAUGUAAUUCAA